Molecule: messenger RNA, 2419 nt
Organism: Amphibalanus amphitrite
Lineage: Eukaryota; Metazoa; Arthropoda; Thecostraca; Balanomorpha; Balanidae
Product: palmitoyltransferase ZDHHC8B-like
Exons: 8
Coding region: 331-1800 (489 amino acids)
Biological process (GO): protein palmitoylation
Molecular function (GO): palmitoyltransferase activity
Source: RefSeq, a predicted model, not a curated record
CUCUAAAAAUAUGGCUAAAUUGCAGCAAGAUAACGGCCAUUCUCAAGGAUGGUUAAAAUUUUCAUGACGUCAUUGAAACAAUCAGGAAAUGUAAAAGAUAUAAUUUUCGUUAACCUUGAUCUCUUUCGUGGUGUGCUUGGCUGUUUUUUUUUUUAAUUCCGUGUCAGUGUUGUAAAGCGAAAAAUUCGAGUUUUUCGUCGCGUCUCAGAGUGAUUGGGGCGUUCUCGAUGUUUUAAAUUUUGUAGCCUCCUGACAUAUAUUUACUAGUCACUCAAACGGCGGGCUCAAGGUGAUAUGGCUGAUGCCUUAGCGUGAGUUAUUUGGAAGAAAAUGUCAAGAUGCAAGCCAUCAACAAAGUUUGUUCCAGCAACAGUUGCAUGGUCGCUGCUGUUAGGAUGUACAGGAAUCUAUUUCUAUUACCCGUGCCAGUGGCUUCUGGUGAAACUUUACCCUUGGGGCUUUGUCAUACCUUUGUGUCAGGGUAUCCUUUCUUUUUUUGUCAUAGCAAACUUUUCACUGGCUACCUUCAUGAAUCCAGGCAUUGUUCCGAGAGCGUCAUCCGACGAAGACCGGGAUGACGACUUCCGGAUGCCGCUAUACAAGAACGUGGAAAUAAGCGGCAUCACAGUGCGCAUGAAAUGGUGCGCAACGUGCCAGUUUUACAGGCCGCCGCGCUGCUCCCACUGCAGUGUCUGCAACCACUGUAUAGAGACGUUCGACCACCACUGUCCGUGGGUGAACAACUGUAUCGGCCGGCGAAACUACCGGUUCUUCUUCCUCUUCCUGCUGUCGCUGACGCUGCACAUGGUGGCCAUCUUCGGCCAGUGCCUGGUGUUCGUGCUGGACAGGAGGCACGAGCUCGGCUCGGUCGACGUCAUCGCAACUCUGGCGGUGAUGGUGGUGAUCGGCCUGCUGUUUGUCCCCAUCAUGGGUCUGGCCGGCUUCCACACGGUGCUGGCCAGUCGCGGCCGCACUACCAACGAGCAGGUCACGGGCAAGUUCCGCGGCGGGUUCAACCCGUUCUCGCGCGGCUGCGGCGCCAACUUCUGCCGCACCCUCUGGGCGCCACAGUACCCCGAUGUGAUGGCGCUGGCGCGGCGCGCCCAGCGGCGGAGGCACCAGUACACGCUGCCCACAUCGCCGCAGCUGCCGCCGGCUGUCGCCGCCGAUCACCAGGUCAAGCUGUAUAUCGACAACGGUAACGGUGUACGGGGCAAAGGCCAUGCCGCCCGCUACACGCAGGCGGCUGACCUGCGCGACGCCGACCAGGACGCUGGCAUGUCUCAGUCGCGCGACUGUGAGCCGUCGCCGCCGCUGCCGCACAGUGCCUCGCGGGCCAGCGUGGUCUCUGGAGGCCGGCGCUCGUGUGGCGGCGGCGCCGUACCGGCCGGCACUGCCGGCUCCCUGGAAAGGAGGCCGCCGCCGACGCACGGACGCACGCACGCCACGCUGCCGCGCGCCCAGCAUGCCAGGGACGGCCGCCGGUCGCGCAGUCAGACGCCCGAGUCGGCGUGCUCGCCGGACGGCGCGGCGCCGCUGGUCUGGCCGGCCAGUCCGCCGCUGUACAUCAGUCCGGCGCGCCGCUCCCAGCCGGGCACGCCGUGCGGCGGCCGCCGGUUCCCGCACACGGACGGCCUGCCGCCGACCAUCUACAGCGGCGCGCCGCGCACCACCGCCAGCGGCCUGGCCGGGGAGCCGCCGCCGCCGCCGGCCGGCGAGCCGCGCUACUGGGCCGCGCCGCCGGGCCGGCUGCCGCGCGCGCGACGCACCGCAGACGCCGGCUACGAGAUAUCCGUGUAGCGGCCGCCGGGCCGGACAGUACAAACGGCCCGCCCUCCGGUCUGUCCCGCGCCGCGCCGGGUCGGCAGGGCCAAUUGCGCUCGCUGUGUGUGUCCGUAUGUGCGCCAGUGUGGAAGGCAUGCGUGCGUUCAUGCAUUCUUCCAUUGUAGCAUACGCUUAUACAGCUUCGCGCACACAUCCACUCACAAACUGCCGGCAUAUUCGUUGAUCUCACGCCGGUACCAAUGCGUGGGAAGUUGGUCUUUCGCAUCGUAUUAGCUUUACAGGACAAUAAUUUGUUGGUUGUUUUGCCGCUCCUUGCGCGUUGUACUCUGUGCGUAUGUGCGCUGUUUGUUGGUGUUUGUCUGGGCGCUCAAUGUCUCGGGUGGCGGCUGUUGUCGGUCGGCGACCCGACCAGGCUCGGCCAGCUCGCCACCCGGCCAACUCAUCUCAUUCCGCGGCGCGCCGGUGUGGUCUCCAGCGUACCUGACGCCGUUCUUGACGCCGUGCGCCGGACCGGUCAGUGUGCCAUCGGCGCUAUAUGUGGACGCGGCCGUGCUGCCGAUUGAAUCCGGUCCCGGCAUCGGUUAUAUGUGGUCGGAGGUUGGCCGCUCGCACGUGCCAUCCGGUGGGGGGGAUG